Molecule: messenger RNA, 1741 nt
Organism: Cuscuta campestris
Lineage: Eukaryota; Viridiplantae; Streptophyta; Magnoliopsida; Solanales; Convolvulaceae
Source: the annotation of a GenBank genome assembly
AAGGAAAGUGAGAACUUUAUUUGUGGACGGAGGGAGUAUUUUAAUACUUCUCUAAAAGGGAGAUGAAGAUCUCUUCGACUCUGGUAUAUAUUAAAAAAAGGAAAAAAACUGCAGCGGUAGGUUUUAUAUGGUUCCUCUUGCAAAAGUUAUUCCAUACAGAGUGAGCUUUGUUCAAGGUUUAAAAGAUUUUGGUGGCUAAAUGAUAUGAGCUGUAAUUUGGCAGGGAAUACAUCCCAGUGGGCGUGGUUGAAGCCAUGACAGUGUUAAAACAUCCAUUGCUAGUGCACAAGGGUUUGUGGGUUUUGAAAACAAAAGAUGAAAGAAGAAAUGGAACUAGGAAACUGGAUCCAUCCAUAGCCAGCAAAUGCCAUCCGAGGCUCAAUCUCUGCCAAGAAUAUAUUAAGAAAUCUCCACAUGGUGCAAUAUUUGUUAAACAAAACCUCCUAAAGGUUCUUGACAGGCUAGCAGCUCGGAUGGGUUCAAGGCUAUCAUCCUACACCAAAACUAUUUGGGGAGUGUUGUUUGCAGAUAAUCACCCACCACCUUAGAGAUGGUAGUCAUUCUUACAUGUUCCGCUCUACAGACAAGCAAAUUGACUGGAUGGACAUUGGAGCUUUUAUAUUUAGUUCGCAAGCUGCACUUCUCACAAAAAAUGUAACUGCCCCUAUAGGAAUACCAAAAAAAGAUAGAACACAAGAAAUGGUGGCUCAGAAUGCCAAAUGUGUGACAAGUGCUAUCAAGGGGGGGCAACUGGUAUGCUGGUAAGGGAAUAACAAUAGAAAGAACAACCUUAGAGUCUAGAUGGCGAUUUCUCAGAACCAUAAUAAAAACACCUCAUGGGCAAUAUUAAAAGAUUGUUCAAGGUUUAAAAGAUUUUGGUGGCUAAAUGAUAUGAGCUGUAAUUUGGCAGGGAAUACAUCCCAGUGGGCGUGGUUGAAGCCAUGACAGUGUUAAAACAUCCAUUGCCUAGUGCACAAGGGUUUGUGGGUUUUGAAAAACAAAAGGUGUUACUUGCAAAAGGCAUGUUAAAACAUUCAUUGCCCAGUGCCCAUAGUUGUGAAUGGCGCUCGCCAUUCUCGCCUAAGGCGCCUAUGGCUUUCUGGCGACGCCAUCUUCAGACCUGGCGAGGCGUUUUACGCCAAUCUCGCCAUAGGCGGUCGCCAUGGACGCCAACGCUGUGGCGAAAGGCGUUUGCUAUCUACGCUUAAUGCAGGUCAAGGGUUUUUCUUGACUUUUUUUUUAAAAACGCGCUAAGUACUCGAUCGAAACACUUCAUCGAUCGAAAUUCUCCUCUGCCUAUGCCCUCUAGCCGUCGAUCGAAAUUCUCCUCGCCGACUCUGCGCAGAGCCUCGUCACUCUCGCGAGUCCAAACAGCGCACUUGCAGUGAACUCUCUCGCGAUUCUAAACAGCGCAGAGGCAGAGUCAAAGCCGGCGAAAGUAAGACUCCACACUUCGCAGAUGAAAGAAGAAAUGGAACUAGGAAGCUUGAUCCAUCCAUAGCCAGCAAACGCCAUCCGAGCAACAUAAGAAAUCGUCUGACAGGGCAGAGCAGCGACGACCUAGAUAGAUCGUAGAGCAUGAAGGAGGUUGGAGCUUGGCCUUGAACAAGUGGCUGAAUCCCAAAUCGAAACAGAGAGGGAUAGCGGCAACAAUCCUAUACAUAUGAUGUGCAGUAAUUGAGUUUAUCGCUUCUUUCCCUCUUUAUUACAAGAUUUACACAAAUAUAUUUUGUGUUAAUUU